CAAUAUAUAAAGGAAAUUGUCACCAUGUUAUGUUCUCGUCUUCAGAUCUAUAGAAUUCUCCUGGAUGACCCAUCAACCAUGGGGAGAGACAGGAACAAGAUGGCCGACAGGAUCAUAAACCUCACCCUACAGAUACUCUUCCGGCUUACUGGAGAGGAUUACACAGUAGUGAAGAAGUCCUCUAGUGGGCGCUGUCGGGCCCCUGUGUGUGAAGGAUGGGGAAGAACCCUGAGCCCAAUCCCGGGGCCUCCACCUCACUCCCUGAUACAUGAGGAAAUGGAUGAACAGAAGAUCCGAGAACUCAUCAACAAGAUGGUGGAGCUGCUGACUGGAGAGGUUCCUAUAAGGUGUCAGGACGUGGCGGUCUAUUUCUCCAUGGAGGAGUGGGAGUAUGUAGAAGGACACAAGGAUCAGUACAAGGAUCAGGUGAUGAUGGAGGAUCAGCAGCCCCUCACAUCACCAGUCAGAUCCAGUAAGAGAACAGCACCAGAGAGGUGUCCCCGUCCUCUUCUUCCACAGGAUGAUCAGGGAGAAGAUCUGAACAAUAUUAAUGCUUCAAACAUAAAGGAAGACGAGACAGAUGUGAGCGGUGAUGAGCAGUAUAAGGAGGAAAUUCCUACAGGGAAAGAUCUGAGCUAUGUUAAUGCUACAGACAUAAAGGAAGAAGAAAAGACAGAUGUUAGCGGUGAUGAGCAGUAUAAGGAGGACAUUCCCAGAGGGAAAGAUCUGAUUUAUAAUAUUACUACAGACAUAAAGGAAGAAGAAGAAACAAAUGUAAGCGGUGAUGAGCAGUAUAAGGAGGACAUUCCUAAAGAGUGACUGUGUCCUUCCUCAGAUGUCAUCUGGUGUUGUCUGCUCAAUGAUCUGAUUGUGUCGCCUGUACCUGGCAGACGUCACUAGCUGCUCCAGAACACUGCCUGAGUUAUAAAAGUGGUGUUAAACUAAAACUUUGCCAGGUUCACUUUGAGAACUAAUGCAGUAGACAGGUACGCUAGCUAAUGCAGUAGACAGACAGUUUUUGGAGCCAGUGUGACUUUCAGCUCCGGUAUUGGCAGCUAAUUAGAGACACCUGUCACGUGCUCAGGACUUUCAAAGAGGUAACAAGAUUUGUAAGCGAGGACAACAGUGGAAUUGUCAUGUUGGGCAGGGAACAGUGCACUCCUGCUCUCCAGAUCCACUGUCCCUGCCUACUUGCAUAAUCGCCCCAAAAACAGCGAUUCCACAACUUGGAGACAGUCCCUGUUCUGGACUAAGUGCAGGGGCAUCACAAGUCUAAACAAUACACAAUACAGUACAGGUCAGGGAGAAAUGGUCAGAAAACAAGGGGUAAACCUGCACAAGAUACAAAACACAAAUGGGAACAAACAUACAGAGAGAGAAUUGUCAGCAACCCCCUUCCUCAAGCCAAAAGAACUACAAAAGUGCCAAAUCGUCAGACAAAGGGUUAACCAAAGAACAAAAUGAAAAUACCACACCAGAGUCUGAAAGACAAGUGAGAGCCUUUAUAGCCAAGAUCAGUAGGGUGCGGAUGCCAAGAAGACUCACCAUUGGCUAGACGUCCACAACUCCUGAUUUAUGAUGAUGAAGCCAAACCUCAGAAAAGUUUAACCCUUUGGGCAAAACCAGGUCCAGUCAUUUUUAGAAUUAGUGAUGUAAUGCCGCUUAUAAUUCUUCUGGAGGAAAUGCUCACGGUGAGAAUUGAGGAAGAAGAGAUGGAGGAGGGUUCAUAUCUGGCUGGCAGCAGUAUGGAUGUUCUCCUUGAAGAGGAGCUGGAUGAGGAGCAGGAGGAAGUGGGACCUGAGGAGGAAGGUUUGGUGAUGGGAUAGGGGACGAGAAACCUACAUAAGGGGACAAUGAUGAUGACGACGACUAUGAUGAACCAUAGAUUUGCAUUGAGGGGGCAGGAUGUGAUGUCAUGAGGGGGCGGGGCUAUGACAUCACGAG
Molecule: messenger RNA, 1944 nt
Organism: Hyla sarda
Lineage: Eukaryota; Metazoa; Chordata; Amphibia; Anura; Hylidae
Product: oocyte zinc finger protein XlCOF7.1-like
Exons: 7
Coding region: 25-819 (264 amino acids)
Biological process (GO): regulation of DNA-templated transcription
Source: RefSeq, a predicted model, not a curated record